AUGGCGGCCGAACUGGUCCUCGGCAGCGUAGGCCUCGUCGGCCUCGCCGGCCUCUUCAGCUCUUGCUUGGAGGCCAUCGACAGGGUUAAGGACUACAAGUCUUUCUCGUCAGAUUCAAGUUCGCUAAACGUCCAGCUCGACGCCCACCGGGUCCGUCUCGAGCGCUGGGGCCGCGACGUUGGGCUUGACAAUGGACGCCUCUCGGCCGACCACGACCGGCGCCUCGACGACAACCAAACAAGAUCGGUAGUGGAAGAGCUCCUCGCAAUCAUCAACGGCACCCUCGGGUCGGAUGGGCGUCCGGGCCAGACGGGGAGUGGACACACUCACCUAGAUGCCACUCUGGGCAAUACCAAACAACCCCGCACCCUCGAGGGUGUCGGGUCAAGGAGACGCAAGCUCACGUGGGCCCUGGGGGGCAAGGGCGACCGCACAGUACAGGUCACGCAGCUGGGAAAACUUGUGCAGCUCUUGCACGACCUGGUACCUCCUGACCGGGCGGCGAGCACCCGGCCGACGACUGACCAUGGAUGGCUGACCGAGUUUCACCAGACCUUGGCCGAGUUCCGCCAGACCCUGGCCGAGGCGCAAGAGCCAGCCGAGACGCGACGUGAGGUCCACGCUUGGCUGCUAGGCAAGCAGCCUCCCAAUAAGCGCUACGAGGACUCGCGCGUCAAGAGAUUGCCCGGCACCUGCGACUGGAUCUUCACGCGGCCGGCGUUUGCCCGGUGGAGCGCCGCGGAUCCAUCCCCGGGCUCGGCUCGGCUGCUGUGGAUCCACGGACCGCCCGGCUUUGGCAAGACUGUUCUGUGCACACGCACCGUCGAGCACCUCUCGGCCGUCCCUGGCAACACCGUCGCCCAUUUCUUCUUCUCGUCCGAUCACGAGAGUCGCCAUGACCCCUACGCGGCCGCGCGAUCCUGGGUCUCCCAGCUGGCGUCGCAGCCGGAGGCGUACGCACUGGUCCGCCAGAGAUGGGAGACGACGAAGGACCAUGUCGCCACCCGCGCGACCGUCAUCCAGCUCCUCCACGAUGUUCUGCAGGCCACGCCGGGCUGCUAUCUCGUCGUCGAUAGUCUCGACGAAUGCACGGCACCGGAUGACGGCACCUCCUCGGUCGCGAGGUUCCUCGAGGACGUCCUGAACACCAUCACGUCGGCCACCCGACUCCUCAUCGUCAGCCGCGAGGAGACCGACAUACGACAGCCGCUGCGGGCCGGCGGCCCUGCCCGCCUCGCCGAAUACCAGAUAUCGCCCCAAGACGUCAGCGCCGACGCCGCCGCCUACGCGCGGGACAUCGCCGACAGGAAGCUGCCGGGCAAGGAUGAAAAUGUCAGGGCCAGUCUCUCGAGCGCUAUGGCCGACCGAUGCAAGGGCCAGUUUCUCUGGCUGAAAAUGCAAGAGCCGACCCUGAAGACGUGGAAGAACCUCGGGCAGCUCCAGAGAACCCUCGACGGCACCCCGACCGGGCUCGACCGCAUCUACGAACGAAACUGGGAGAAGAUCACGAGGAGCGACCAGAGAGAACGCGCGGUCGCUUUGCUGCGAUGGUCGGCCUUUGCGUUGCGGCCAUUGACGAUCGACGAAAUGACGGAGGCUGUGCUGAUCGACGAAGACCUGGAAGAGCUCCCCGUUAACGAGCUCCCCGACGCCGUUGACGACGACUACAUCCACGGCGAGAUCCUCGAAGUCUGCGGUCCGCUCCUCGAAGUCCGCCGCUCGCCCCCGGACUCGGCUGCGGGGAAACAGACACUGCACCUGGCACACUUUACCAUCAGGCAAUUUCUCAUCGGCCGUCUUCCCGUCGGGGGGAUCCCGGCAAACGAGACCCUGAGGGUAUCCAACGAGCAGAUGCAAAACACCCUGCUCGCAAGGUCGUGCCUCUGGUACGUUCAGUCUCGUCAGACCUGGCGGGAUGGCGCCAAUGCCGACGGAUCACCGUUCCGGGCGGCUCUCCGCGACUACUCAGCUGCAUCGUGGCACGCACAUGUGAAAGCUGGACUAUCCCUGGACAGCGAUCCGUGCACUCUCGAACGCGUCCAAACAUUCAUGAACGAAGCUCACCCCUGCUGGAAGCCUUGGAGGACAUGGUUUGAUGAGCAUGAUGACGAAGAAAAUAAGUCAGCAAAAGAUGAGAAAUUCAGACCAGGGCCCCCAUAUUAUGCCCUCAAACUGGAUCUGGGUCCCGUGGCCGUCAGUCACAUCCGGAAAUUCGGCCCUGGAUUGCUUGCCGCCUGCGGCAGGUCUGUACUUAAUCUGUGUUGUCUCCAGGGCAAUAUCGAAGUCGCAGAGGCAAUCCUUGAUGCCGGCGGCGCCGAUAUCACGGUGGCUAACAACGAUAGUAUAACGCCUGUCGUCUCUGCUACCGUUAACGGCCACCUCGAGGUGGUUAAGUUGCUGGUAGACAAGGGCGCCGAUAUCACGGUGGCUAAUAAGGAUGGAUAG
Molecule: messenger RNA, 2445 nt
Organism: Sodiomyces alkalinus F11
Lineage: Eukaryota; Fungi; Ascomycota; Sordariomycetes; Glomerellales; Plectosphaerellaceae
Exons: 4
Coding region: 1-2445 (814 amino acids)
Molecular function (GO): protein binding
Source: RefSeq, a predicted model, not a curated record